CCAUUUUAUGCAUUUUACAGCCCCUUCCGAACCAGAUCAAAUACAUUCGAGUUGAGGCACCGCCUCACCGAUACAAUACGGAGUUGGCAGUGAAAAUUGUACGUGGAGGAAUAGGGCAACUGUACGUGACGAUCGAGAUCAAAGAUCUUAAAAGAUCGUUCAUAAUAGGAAGCAAUGUGGAAGUGAUUGUGAAAUGUGCUCCAACUCCUACAACUGUAACUAUGCAGACAACAUCGACCACUCAGUCGACCAGCGCUUCUUCUACGACGUCUGGUACUACCAGUGUAACAACAGCUUCUUCUACUCUGACAACAACGCAAUCAUCGACUGCUUCAUCAACGACUGAAUCUUCUACUCCUUCAACAUCGUCCACAACUGAGUCGACUACUACAACUUCUGUAACUCCUGACAGCUCUACACCAUCGUCCACAACUGAGUCGACUUCUACGAUUGCUGUAACUCCUGACAGCUCUUCAACUGAAUCUUCUACUCCUUCAACAUCGUCCACAACUGAGUCGACUUCUUCGACUGCUGUAACUCCUGACAGCUCUACACCAUUGUCCACAACUGAGUCGACUUCUACGACUGCUGUAACUCCUGACAGCUCUUCAACUGAAUCUUCUACUCCUUCAACAUCGUCCACAACUGAGUCGACUACUACAACUUCUGUAACUCCUGACAGCUCUACACCAUCGUCCACAACUGAGUUGACGCCUUCGACCGCUAUAACUCCUGACAGCUCUACACCAUCGUCCACAACUGAGUCGACUUCUACGAUUGCUGUAACUCCUGACAGCUCUUCAACUGAAUCUUCUACUCCUUCAACAUCGUCCACAACUGAGUCGACUUCUUCGACUGCUGUAACUCCUGACAGCUCUACACCAUUGUCCACGACUGAGUCGACUUCUACGACUGCUGUAACUCCUGACAGCUCUUCAACUGAAUCUUCUACUCCUUCAACAUCGUCCACAACUGAGUCGACUACUACAACUUCUGUAACUCCUGACAGCUCUACACCAUCGUCCACAACUGAGUUGACGUCUUCGACCGCUAUAACUCCUGACAGCUCUACACCAUCGUCCACAACUGAGUCGACUUCUACGAUUGCUGUAACUCCUGACAGCUCUUCAACUGAAUCUUCUACUCCUUCAACAUCGUCCACAACUGAGUCGACUUCUUCGAAUGCUGUAACUCCUGACAGCUCUACACCAUUGUCCACGACUGAGUCGACUUCUACGACUGCUGUAACUCCUGACAGCUCUUCAACUGAAUCUUCUACUCCUUCAACAUCGUCCACAACUGAGUCGACUACUACAACUUCUGUAACUCCUGACAGCUCUACACCAUCGUCCACAACUGAGUUGACGCCUUCGACCGCUAUAACUCCUGACAGCUCUACACCAUCGUCCACAACUGAGUCGACUUCUACGAUUGCUGUAACUCCUGACAGCUCUUCAACUGAAUCUUCUACUCCUUCAACAUCGUCCACAACUGAGUCGACUUCUUCGACUGCUGUAACUUCUGACAGCUCUACACCAUUGUCCACGACUGAGUCGACUUCUACGACUGCUGUAACUCCUGACAGCUCUUCAACUGAAUCUUCUACUCCUUCAACAUCGUCCACAACUGAGUCGACUACUACAACUUCUGUAACUCCUGACAGCUCUACACCAUCGUCCACAACUGAGUUGACGUCUUCGACCGCUAUAACUCCUGACAGCUCUACACCAUCGUCCACAACUGAGUCGACUUCUACGAUUGCUGUAACUCCUGACAGCUCUUCAACUGAAUCUUCUACUCCUUCAACAUCGUCCACAACUGAGUCGACUUCUUCGAAUGCUGUAACUCCUGACAGCUCUACACCAUUGUCCACGACUGAGUCGACUUCUACGACUGCUGUAACUCCUGACAGCUCUUCAACUGAAUCUUCUACUCCUUCAACAUCGUCCACAACUGAGUCGACUACUACAACUUCUGUAACUCCUGACAGCUCUACACCAUCGUCCACAACUGAGUUGACGCCUUCGACCGCUAUAACUCCUGACAGCUCUACACCAUCGUCCACAACUGAGUCGACUUCUACGAUUGCUGUAACUCCUGACAGCUCUUCAACUGAAUCUUCUACUCCUUCAACAUCGUCCACAACUGAGUUGACUUCUUUGACUGAUAUAACUCCUGACAGCUCUACACCAUUGUCCACAACUGAGUCGACUUCUACGACUGCUGUAACUCCUGACAGCUCUUCAACUGAAUCUUCUACUCCUUCAACAUCGUCCACAACUGAGUCGACUACUACAACUUCUGUAACUCCUGUCAGCUCUACACCAUCGUCCUCAACUGAGUCGACUUCUACGACUGCUGUAACUCCUGUCAGCUCUACACCAUUGUCCACAACUGAGUCAACUUCUACGACUGCUGUAACUCCUGACAGCUCUUCAACUGAAUCUUCUACUCCUUCAACAUCGUCCACAACUGAGUCGACUUCUUCGACUGCUGUAACUCCUGUCAGCUCUACACCAUCGUCCUCAACUGAGUCGACUUCUACGACUGCUGUAACUCCUGUCAGCUCUACACCAUUGUCCACAACUGAGUCAACUUCUACGACUGCUGUAACUCCUAACAGCUCUUCAACUGAAUCUUCUACUCCUUCAACAUCGUCCACAACUGAGUCGACUUCUUUGACUGAUAUAACUCCUGACAGCUCUACAACAUCGUCCACAACUCAGUCGACUUCUACGACUGCUGUAACUCCUGACAGCUCUUCAACUGAAUCUUCUACUCCUUCAACAUCGUCCACAACUGAGUCGACUACUACAAUUGCUGUAACUCCUGUCAGCUCUACACCAUCGUCCUCAACUGAGUCGACUUCUACGACUGCUGUAACUCCUGUCAGCUCUACACCAUUGUCCACAACUGAGUCGACUUCUACGACUGCUGUAACUCCUAACAGCUCUUCUACUGAAUCUUCUACUCCUUCAACAUCGUCCACAACUGAGUCGACUUCUUCGACUGCUGUAACUCCUGACAGCUCUACACCAUUGUCCACAACUGAGUCGACUUCUACGACUGCUGUAACUCCUGACAGCUCUUCAACUGAAUCUUCUACUCCUUCAACAUCGUCCACAACUGAGUCGACUUCUUCGACUGCUGUAACUCCUGUCAGCUCUACACCAUCGUCCUCAACUGAGUCGACUUCUACGACUGCUGUAACUCCUGUCAGCUCUACACCAUUGUCCACAACUGAGUCAACUUCUACGACUGCUGUAACUCCUGACAGCUCUUCAACUGAAUCUUCUACUCCUUCAACAUCGUCCACAACUGAGUCGACUUCUUUGACUGAUAUAACUCCUGACAGCUCUACAACAUCGUCCACAACUCAGUCGACUUCUACGACUGCUGUAACUCCUGACAGCUCUUCAACUGAAUCUUCUACUCCUUCAACAUCGUCCACAACUGAGUCGACUACUACAACUUCUGUAACUCCUGUCAGCUCUACACCAUCGUCCUCAACUGAGUCGACUUCUACGACUGCUGUAACUCCUGUCAGCUCUACACCAUUGUCCACAACUGAGUCGACUUCUACGACUGCUGUAACUCCUGACAGCUCUUCAACUGAAUCUUCUACUCCUUCAACAUCGUCCACAACUGAGUCGACUUCUUCGACUGCUGUAACUCCUGUCAGCUCUACACCAUUGUCCACAACUGAGUCGACUUCUACGACUGCUGUAACUCCUAACAGCUCUUCAACUGAAUCUUCUACUCCUUCAACAUCGUCCACAACUGAGUCGACUUCUUCGACUGCUGUAACUCCUGACAGCUCUACACCAUUGUCCACAACUGAGUCGACUUCUACGACUGCUGUAACUCCUGACAGCUCUUCAACUGAAUCUUCUACUCCUUCAACAUCGUCCACAACUGAGUUGACUACUACAACUUCUGUAACUCCUGACAGCUCUACACCAUUGUCCACAACUGAGUCGACUUCUUCGACUGAUAUAACUCCUGACAGUUCUACACCAUCGUCCACAACUGAGUCGACUUCUACGAUUGCUGUAACUCCUGACAGCUCUUCAACUGAAUCUUCUACUCCUUCAACAUCGUCCACAACUGAGUCGACUUCUUUGACUGAUAUAACUCCUGACAGCUCUACAACAUCGUCCACAACUCAGUCGACUUCUACGACUGCUGUAACUCCUGACAGCUCUUCAACUGAAUCUUCUACUCCUUCAACAUCGUCCACAACUGAGUCGACUACUACAAUUGCUGUAACUCCUGUCAGCUCUACACCAUCGUCCUCAACUGAGUCGACUUCUACGACUGCUGUAACUCCUGUCAGCUCUACACCAUUGUCCACAACUGAGUCGACUUCUACGACUGCUGUAACUCCUGACAGCUCUUCAACUGAAUCUUCUACUCCUUCAACAUCGUCCACAACUGAGUCGACUACUACAACUUCUGUAACUCCUGUCAGCUCUACACCAUCGUCCUCAACUGAGUCGACUUCUACGACUGCUGUAACUCCUGUCAGCUCUACACCAUUGUCCACAACUGAGUCAACUUCUACGACUGCUGUAACUCCUGACAGCUCUACACCAUUGUCCACAACUGAGUCGACUUCUACGACUGCUAUAACUCCUGACAGCUCUUCAACUGAAUCUUCUACUCUUUCAACAUCGUCCACAACUCAGUCGACCACUACUUCUUCAACAACUCCUGCCACCACCAGCUCUACUGCUAGUUCUACUGUAAUGCCGACAACGUCUUCAACUGGGUUGAUAGUAACCGUAUCAACAACACCUGCUACUAGCAGCUCUACAGCAGCUACUUCUUCACCUGCAACACCAUCCACAACUGAGUCAACUACUACAACUGCUACAACGCCUGUCUCUAGUAGUUCGACAAUAGCUCCUUCGACUCCUUUAUCAUCGUCCACAACUCAGUCGACCACUACUUCUUCAACAACUCCUGCCACCACCAGCUCUACUGCAAGUUCUACUGUAAUGCCGACAACGUCUACAACUGGGUUGAUAGUAACCGUAUCAACAACACCUGCUACUAGCAGCUCUACAGCAGCUACUUCUUCACCUGCAACACCAUCCACAACUGAGUCAACUACUACAACUGCUACAACGCCUGUCUCUAGUAGUUCGACAAUAGCUCCUUCGACUCCUUUAUCAUCGUCCACAACUCAGUCGACCACUACUUCUUCAACAACUCCUGCCACCACCAGCUCUACUGCAAGUUCUACUGUAAUGCCGACAACGUCUACAACUGGGUUGAUAGUAACCGUAUCAACAACACCUGCUACUAGCAGCUCUACAGCAGCUACUUCUUCACCUGCAACACCAUCCACAACUGAGUCAACUACUACAACUGCUACAACGCCUGUCUCUAGUAGUUCGACAAUAGCUCCUUCGACUCCUUUAUCAUCGUCCACAACUCAGUCGACCACUACUUCUUCAACAACUCCUGCCACCACCAGCUCUACUGCUAGUUCUACUGUAAUGCCGACAACGUCUACAACUGGGUUGAUAGUAACCGUAUCAACAACACCUGCUACUAGCAGCUCUACAGCAGCUACUUCUUCACCUGCAACACCAUCCACAACUGAGUCAACUACUACAACUGCUACAACGCCUGUCUCUAGUAGUUCUACAACAGCUCCUUCGACUUCUUUAUCAUCGUCCACAACUGAGUUGACCACUGCUUCUUCAACAACUACUGCCACAACCAGCUCAACUGCUAGUUCUACUGUAAUGCCCACAACGUCUACAACUGGGUUGAUAGUAACCGUAUCAACAACACCUGCUACUAGCAGCUCUACAGCAGCUACUUCUUCACCUGCAACAUCGGCCACAACUGAGUCGACCCCUACGACUGCUGUAACUUCUGUCAGCUCUACAACUGAAUCUUCUACUUUAUCGACGUCAUCCACAACAAAGUCGUCUACAUCUUCUUCUAUAGAUCCUUCCACUACAAGCUCUACAACAGUUUCGUCUACUCCUUCAACAUCAUCCACAACUGAGUCGACCACUACGACUGCUUCUAUCAGCUCUACAGAAGAUGCUUCUACUUUGUCGACAUCAGCCACAACUGAGUCGACCUCUGCCUCUUCUACAACUUCUGAAUCCACCAGCUUAACUGCUAGUUCUACUGAUAUGCCAACUGCAUCCACCACUCCAGUUCCAACUACACCUAGUUCUACCAUUAGCCUCACACAAUUUCCUACAAGUUCAACGCCUGAAUCCAAUACUUUUACCUCUGACUCCACGUCUACAUCCAGAGCUACCGAAACCACUUCAUCGUUGGCUCCGAUGUUUAACAGCUCAUCAACCGCUGCAAUGUCCUCUGCCUCCGUAACAACAAUAUCCACAUCAACACCAUCCACCACACAAUCAUUUUCAACGAGACCAACAAUUACGCUAUUUCCCACCGUAACCCGUUUCCCGUCGACCACCGCACGUGCUGGCACCAGCACCAACAAAUGGCAGGCCAUCGCUACUUCCCCGAAUACGCUUAUUACAACUAGAGGCAGUUACAUUUCUUAUCCAGAGCUUGUGUUCGGCUACAAACUAACGCGAACAGGUCAAACCCAUUCGGAGGGGUUUGCGACCCCGAAAAAAAUCUCUGAUCAGCUUCAGCUUGCAUACAAAAAGGCACGAAAGUUUUUCUUCUCACAUUCAUACUAGUUUCACAAGCAUUUUCUUCUUUUAUGAUCGUGGAUAAAUAAAGUAAACCAUUAGCAAACAUCACUCAU
This is a messenger RNA of Anopheles stephensi (Asian malaria mosquito), 6757 nucleotides long. Its product is annotated as mucin-2-like. The record is from RefSeq and is a predicted model, not a curated record. Bases 222 to 6689 code for a protein of 2155 amino acids. The transcript has a single exon. NCBI's taxonomy places the organism in Eukaryota, Metazoa, Arthropoda, Insecta, Diptera, Culicidae.